AUGGCCGAUGCUGAUGGAAAAAAAUUGACCGAGUUGCGGGUCAUAGAUCUUAAAACAGAAUUAGAGCGACGUGGUCUAGAUAAAACUGGCAAUAAAGCCGCACUUCUAGAUCGUUUAUCAAAGGCGAUUAUCGAUGAAGGCGAAGAUCCAGACGAGUAUCUAAUCGUUCCAUCUGGUGGAUCAAAUAAAAUUAGCCCACGAAAAAAUAGUGGUGUUGUAGCUCAAGAAGAACCGGUAGAAAAUCAUAAAGAACCACCUGUAAAUAAAGAAGUAGAAAUUAUAACGCCCAAAGAAGAACCACACUCGGAGACUGAAGAAGAGAGUAAACCCAUUGAAGAGGAAAUGGAACAGAAAGAACAAGUGCCUGUAAAGGAAGAACCUGCAAAUGAAGAACCUGUAGAAGAAGAAGAAGAAGAAGAAGAAGAAGCAGAGAAGAUGGAAACGGAACCAGUAAGUGAUGAAGCCUCUAAAGAGGUGGAUGAUAAGAAAACUCCUGAAUCAACACCAGUUCAAGACUCACCGACACCGAUGAUAUCAACACCUGCACCUAAACAUAUUAUUGAAGAAAAUUCCGCAGCUGCAGUUGAAGCUAAUGGUAUUGAUACUGAGGAUUCGAUUAAUUUGACCAUCGGGGAAGACGAGGAAAAUCUCCUUGCCGAGGAGACGGAGACUCACGUUAAGCAGAAAGAUGGUGGAGCGAAGAAGAGAAUUGAAGAAAACAACAAGAAAGGAGAAUCCAAAGGGAGCAGCAGAGCGGAAGGUGGCACCGGGAACAAGGAUGGCAUCUCAUCUGGUGAAUCUGGUACCAAAGGGCAGAAAAGAGAUGACAAGGACAAGAAAAUAACGCAAGGAAAUACGGCUAAUGCAAGUAGCCGCAAUCUCUGGGUCUCGGGAUUAUCAUCGACAACACGUGCUACAGAUCUUAAACAGAUAUUUUCCAAAUAUGGAAAGGUAAUUGGCGCGAAAGUUGUUACUAAUGCAAGAACACCUGGUACAAGAUGUUAUGGUUACGUAACCAUGUCAACAAGUGAAGAUGCCGCUAAAUGUAUUCAACAUCUUCAUCGUACUGAACUUCAUGGUCGUGUUAUAUCUGUAGAAAAGGCUAAAGGUGAUACGCAACAGAGUCACAUGCGUAAACGUGAAUCCAAUAACGGGAAGAUUGAAAAAAAAGAUGAAAAAGAUACUAAGGGUAAGGAUGUUCAUACUGAUCCUUCUUCAGUCGAGAAAAAAGAAAAGGAUAACAAAAAGGAAGACGAUAAAAUUAAUGAUGCCAAAAAAACCGACGAAAAAGUACACAGUACAGACGAUAAAAAGUCAGAUUCAUCUGAAAAGAAAGAUGAUAAGGAUGCUGAUGCACGUUCAACUAAAUCUACGAGCAAGAAACCAGAAAGUGAACGAGGAAAGCGUGAUGAUAAACGUGGUGUACGUGCUUAUGAUCAUCAUCGCUCCCACUCACGAUCUCGUAGUCGAGAACGUAGGAGACGCGAUGACGUAUUGACAUUCGCGAAAAUAAGGGAGGAACGAGAAAGACAAAGAUUACGCGAGCGAGAGCGUCUCGUUAGAGAAGAAGAACGUAGACGCAGAGAAGAAAUGGAUCGUCAACGUGAAAUUGAACGCCGUCAAAGAGAAGAAGCUGCACGAUUGGAACGUGAACGUGAAAAACUUCGACGUGAACGUGAAAGAAUAGAACAAGAAAAGGCUGAGUUGUUACGCCUUGAACGUGAACGACAAAAGCUCGAAAGAGAAAAACUUGAACGCGAACGUUUAGAGUUAAAGAGACAGCAAAUGCGUUUAGAAGAAAGUAGACGUGUACCACCACCCCCAACUAUUAAACGUAGUUCUACAGAUCGUCGGGAUAUCCGUGACCUGUACGUUGAACCUGAUAGAAAACGUCUCGCUACUGAGCAUUCUCGUCGACACAGUCCUGACAGGGUACCAGACAGACGAACAGAAAUAAUGGAACGUGUUUCUGAACGACGAAUGGACACAUCACCUCCUGGUAGAUACGAAUCAAGCAGAGCAACUCAGGAUAUGGCUAUGAAGAAAGAUUUUAAACGUUCCAGUGAAUUUACUUCACGUAGCAGUCGUCCGGAAACAUUUACUGAUGUAUCCAGAGGUAGAGAGGUCAUUGUCCGUCGUGAAUCAUUACCAACUCAGCCAUCAGCUAUUGAUCCGAGACAAGUUAAAGAGAGCAGGUAUGACCGACAAUCUUACGGUCGCAGUGAGCGAGAUGUUAGGCGUUCAGAACCAGAGCCUCAUCGAAGUUCUCGUGACGCUCAUGCUGGACGAUAUAGCGACAGUAACAAGCCUCCUGGAUCAAGUGCACCUGGACGCGAUAGUCGUUAUGCUGAAAGCGGACGAACACCAAGUGGUUGGCAUUCAGGACCCCCUUCAACAAAGUCGUUUAACUCAUUACCAAGCAGUGGUCAAAGAGGUGGAGAUCCUCGUGAUCAGCCGACAUCUUGGAGUAAUCGCACAACUGACAAUGUCAGUAGAUGGAGUAAUUCAAGCAGCAUGGCGAAUGCUCUUCGACAUCCUGGCCCGCCAAUGGGUUAUCAAUCAAGUCAACUUCAAUCACUUGGGUUGUCAGCGCCAGGCACUACGCCCUCGUAUGAUCGAUUUGAACCAUAUAAAUCAACUCUUGCUAAUAUGAGAAAGUAUUAA
Cotesia congregata is the source of this 2664-nucleotide messenger RNA. NCBI's taxonomy places the organism in Eukaryota, Metazoa, Arthropoda, Insecta, Hymenoptera, Braconidae. The record is from the annotation of a GenBank genome assembly.